Fopius arisanus is the source of this 7663-nucleotide messenger RNA. RefSeq names its product serine/threonine-protein kinase msn (gene msn). The record is from RefSeq and is a predicted model, not a curated record. Gene Ontology annotation, biological process: protein phosphorylation. Gene Ontology annotation, molecular function: ATP binding; protein kinase activity. NCBI's taxonomy places the organism in Eukaryota, Metazoa, Arthropoda, Insecta, Hymenoptera, Braconidae. Bases 726 to 4652 code for a protein of 1308 amino acids. The transcript has 21 exons.
UCCAGGACAGAGUUCCCUCUGCCAGGGGGGGAAAGACAAGUGCCCAAGUUGUUCAAGUACCUAUUAACCGAAUACUUGCAUUCUUCGGUCUCCAAUCUCAUCCAUCGCAGCCUGAAAAUCCCCGAAAAAAAAACGUGCGAUUUUCCCCAAAAAAAAGUAAUCCCAAAACAAAAAUAAAAUAAAAAUCAUACCAUGUGUCGCCACGGGUGUGACUUGACGCGUAUCCCGAUCUCCCAAUAACCAAAUACUUGAAAAUCAUAAUAAAUAAAUUGAAAUAAAUAAAUAGUGACUAAGCCGGUGAGUGUAGUGGAGUUAUAGGAAGAUCGAUCAAGAUUUUGUGAUAGUAUUGUCAUCAGUGAGUGAAAUAUUCUUGACAGGAGGAUUAAGGGCCAAAGAACCCGGGGGCACACAUAGGCGUGUCGUGUCUGUGUUGCGAUAUUACCGACGUACAAUAGCUAUUUCAUUAUUUUAUCCGUCGUGGAAGUGAGCCCCUGGGGUGUGGCUCUCGAGGUGUUGGGAUUUUUGGUGGCGAUUAUCCGUGAUUUUUCUUUAUUUUUCAUCUUUUUUAUUUUUCGGUGAUUCGGGUUUAUUUCACCCGUGUUCUGUGCGGGUGGUGGCUUCCAAAAGGUGGACAACUGGGGGGUGGGGAUAUUGGAGGGGUAGAGAGAGGUGGAGAACACGGGAUUUUGUGGGAGAGACAGAGGGAGCGAUAGUGGCGUAUCAAGAUGGCGCAUAAUUUGGCACCGAGUGUUAACUGCUCUCUGGAUGACAUCGACCUCAACGCACUGAAGGAUCCAGCAGGCAUCUUCGAGCUCAUUGAAGUCGUUGGAAAUGGCACAUACGGUCAAGUCUACAAGGGCCGACACACCAAGACCGGCCAGCUGGCAGCCAUUAAAGUUAUGGACGUCACGGAGGACGAGGAGGAGGAGAUUAAGCUAGAAAUAAACGUCCUCAAGAAGUAUUCAAAUCACCGGAAUAUUGCCACAUAUUAUGGAGCAUUCGUCAAGAAGUCACCACCGGGGAAAGAUGACCAAUUGUGGUUGGUCAUGGAAUAUUGUGGUGCUGGGUCCGUUACAGAUCUCGUUAAAUCGACAAAGGGACAGAGCCUUAAAGAAGAGUGGAUUGCUUAUAUCUCGAGAGAGAUACUCAGAGGACUCAGUUACCUCCACAGUAACAAAGUUAUUCACAGGGACAUCAAGGGACAGAACGUACUCUUGACCGACAAUGCCGAAGUUAAACUUGUGGAUUUCGGUGUAUCUGCACAAUUGGACCGUACGAUUGGACGUAGAAACACGUUCAUUGGUACCCCAUACUGGAUGGCACCUGAAGUGAUAGCUUGUGACGAAAAUCCAGAUGCCACAUACGACAACAGAAGUGAUCUUUGGUCACUGGGUAUUACUGCAUUGGAAAUGGCAGAGUCACAGCCUCCCCUCUGUGAUCUACAUCCCAUGAGAGCGCUCUUCUUGAUUCCACGUAAUACACCACCAAGGCUGAAAUCGAAGAAGUGGGCGAAAAAAUUUCAGGGAUUCAUUGAAACGGUCCUGGUGAAGGACUAUCAUCAGCGGCCUUAUACGGAACAACUACUGAAGCAUCCAUUCAUCCGGGACCAACCAACAGAGCGUCAAGUUAGGAUACAGCUCAAAGACCAUAUCGAUCGUUGCAAGAAACGUAAACAGGAGAAAGGUAAGGAACGUGACGACUACAGGUACAGUGGAAGUGAAAACGAGGAUGACGAGCCAGCCCUCGCAGGUGAGCCCUCGUCAAUCGUCCAGGCACCUGGUGGCGACACACUCCGUCGUAAUUUCCAGCAGAUCCAGGAGGGAAGGACAUUGACACAAGAUAUUCCCCAGCCACCACAUUCGGGUAAAGAUAAACAAGGAGGUAGAGGCCAUCGUGAGAUCCCAGAGCCAGGACCACCCUCCAGACCUGCUAUUCCUCACAGACUCAUUGAGCCACAGCCACCAUCGCGGCCGCUGCCUCCAACACCACGUGAUGAUCCAAGACAGCCGCACAAAGUCUCAACUCCACCAUCGAACCACCACUCAGCUGCCAAUUCCAGUGGCGUUGGAAGUGGUGGUUCAGGUGGACAGCCACCACAAAGAAACAGUCACGUUUUCAAGCCCAUGCUGCCACCGAGGAGGCCAGAGGACUUGGACAUGCUGGCUGCUCAACUCAACGAGCUUGGUGUGUCACAGGGCCCUGAGGCCCCGCCAAGGCCCAACAGGCAACACAAGAGCCCAGCCCCGGUACAAACGUCAAAUGUCACCACUAGCCACUCGGCCCAACCAGCCAAUAAUGAACAGAACAACAAACAGAUGCCACAAUCCUCCAGUAUUCUCGAUCAAGCACUAUCCGUCGAGAGUGACAGUGAUGAUGAUUUCGAGGAUGCAACUGGAAACAAUGCAAGAAACGAUGGAACAUUACUCGCCAGUGAUCCACCAAAGCCUCUCCCUGAAUUUUCUCCUUUCAGACCGUCUUCAGAUUCAUCUUCUUCGUCCUCCCACAAUGCACAAAAUCACCAUGAAGGUGGUGCACCCAAUCGACCAUUACCACCGACACCAGAUGAAGAGGAAUCAGGAGAUCGAACACUAGUCAUGAAACGAAAACUUAGUAAAAAUGAUGAGAAAACAAGCCCGAACCGUCGCUCCGAGAUUGAUGAGCAAUUGUUGCUCAAGGAGUGGGAUUUCACACGGUUCUUCCAAGGGUUUAACGAAAGGUUGGAUAAAAUGAAACAGGAGGUGACUGGCAAGGAGGAGAGUGCAAAAUCAACGGAGAGAACCCUGAAGAGAUACGAUUUAUCAUCGAGAAGGAAAACCGAGCAAAUUGGUGGGCACAGUGGACAGAGGAGUGCUCAGAAAUCAUCGGCUAGUGGUCAAACAUCGGGGCAAUUAAAAUCUAUACAUCGUAGACAAGAGUCAGAUUCAAAAUUGGCAAAUUCAAGUGCAUUUGCCAGAGCAUUCAGGCGUGAAAAUUCCGAUUUCUUUCCCUCGACGAGGCAUUCGGCUUAUUUACAAAAAUCCGAGCCGAGAUCAUCGAUAUUUGCAAGUGGAAAUAGACGUGGCAGUGAAAUAUCAGUUGCUGGUAUAAGUGGAAAGAAAGGUAGUGGAUUGUCAUCGGGUGAGCCAGUACUUACUGAUUUUUCAUUUGGUCGUGAGCCACCCCAGCGACCUAGACGUGAAAAAACCGAGAGUGAAAUUGUUUUUGGAAAUAGACAGCAGGAUUAUUUGAGGGAGCGUGAGGCUAGGUUAUUCAGAAAUGAUGAUAAUAGGAGGAGAAGUUUUAAACCGUUGGAUUCGACGUCGGAUGAUGGAACAAUUAAGUCAACAGCUAGUACAACAGCUAGUGAAUACAGUCCAGUCAUAACUCAGAAUCGUGAUGGUGAGCGUGGAAGAAGUGGAGGAAGUGAUUUCCAGAGAUCAGACUCAUCCCCCGGCUCACGACCUAGCUCAGUGCUACCAGAUUUAUUGACCUCGUCGCCAGGUCAACGACAGGACAAGUCAACCAGUGAAGAGUAUCGACAAGCUGUUAAAACCCCAGCACCUCUUGCACUUCAACAGAAACAGAGAUCCUUCCUAACGUUUGGAUUUGGCGCUGGACCAGCCAGAAGGGAAUCCCACGUUAAUGUCAAUGUGACACCCACGAGUCAUGAUUUAGCAUCCGAUACACCGGAAAUAAGAAAAUAUAAGAAGAGAUUUAAUAGUGAAAUACUUUGCGCUGCUUUAUGGGGCGUGAAUCUCCUAAUUGGCACAGAGAAUGGAUUGAUGCUGCUUGACAGAAGUGGACAGGGUAAAGUCUAUCAAUUAAUCAGCAGGAGAAGAUUCCAACAAAUGGAGGUGCUCGAGGGUCAAAAUAUUCUCGUUACAAUCAGCGGUAAAAAAAAUCGUGUCAGAGUGUACUACUUGUCGUGGCUGAAGAGCAAAAUCCUUCGCACUGAUGGUCACAGCGACCAGCAAGUAGAGAGGCGCAAUGGUUGGAUAAACGUCGGCGAUCUUCAAGGUGCAGUUCACUUCAAAAUAGUGAAAUACGAGAGAAUAAAAUUUUUAGUUAUUGCUCUGAAGGACUCCAUAGAGAUCUACGCAUGGGCACCGAAACCUUAUCACAAAUUCAUGGCAUUCAAGUCAUUCGGUGAAUUGGCUCACAGGCCACUGCUUGUCGACUUGACCGUCGAGGAGGGAUCCCGAUUAAAAGUGAUUUAUGGAAGUGCCGAUGGAUUUCACGCUGUCGAUUUGGAUUCAGCAACUGUCUACGACAUCUAUCUACCCAAACACACUCAGGGAGCUAUUUGUCCACACUGUAUCGUUGCUCUGCCAAAUAGCAACGGUAUGCAAUUACUUCUCUGUUACGACAAUGAAGGAGUUUAUGUCAAUACGUACGGUAGAGUGUCCAAGACAAUGGUACUUCAGUGGGGUGAAAUGCCCACUAGUGUUGCAUACAUUGGUACUGGACAAAUAAUGGGAUGGGGUAAUAAGGCUAUUGAAAUAAGGAGUGUCGAGAGUGGCCAUCUUGACGGUGUCUUUAUGCAUAAGAAGGCUCAACGGCUCAAGUUCCUCUGUGAACGUAAUGAUAAGGUAUUUUUCUCAUCGGCGAAGGGUGGAUCAUCCUGUCAAAUUUACUUCAUGACCCUGAACAAACCAGGCAUGGCUAACUGGUGAUCCCGAAUGCGGCCAAAUAUGGCCCCACCGUCAAACGUACAAUUACCAACUCACCAUUUACCCCGUGUAUCUGGUUACCUACCACAGUGUCCACCAAUUCAUCCCCCACUGCCACAAACACGUUACGUGGAUUACCAACAGUGUAUGCAUCGUGUCAAUAAUUAUUAUCCGAGUGAUAAUAAUUCCACUGGAUCACACUAUCAUCAGAGAGAUAAUCGUUAUCAGAGUAAUCGUCGUAGGUCAAACUCAAGGGAAUUUAACUCGAUCGAGGUGAGAAGUCAUUAUUCACGGAAAGACGAUGAUUACGAGGACUUCAGGAGUGAUAGAUGUGGACGAUCCUCUCGUAGAAUCAGUUCGGGCCCACUCAAUGGUAUCAAUAUUUUGAUUAAACGAUUUUUGUGCUUUCUUGGUUGUCCAACAUUGAGAUCGUCAUUGCGUUAUGGACAGGAUUGUUGAUUAUCCUCUACUUGGUGUCGAAUUAUUAUGGAUCAAUCAAAUGCAUUGUAGUUUACGAUGGACGACAUAUCCAUUUGGGAUUUAUGUUGUAAUAGAAAUAAUUUAUUGGUAAUGGUGGAUUGAUAGGAAUUUGUCUGACUUGUCAAUCCAUGGAUUCGAUCGACCGAGCGGUUCGGGCUGACAUACAUAAAUGCGCAAUGCAGUCCCACGACAACCCCUCGAGAUCGUUUUAAAUUUAUAAUCUCUGCUGACUGAAUCUCGCCCCCUUUCAACUCUGGCGUAUUCUUCAUUCCAAUUAAACUUUUUCAUGAAACUGCGGCAGUUGAUUUAAUGGAAAAAGAAGAGAAAAUAAAUAGCAGCAAAAACUCUUUACUUUGGCUACAGGUGUUUCAUUCAAAACCCCAUCGUCGGUUAAUUAAAGUGGGUUAACACGAGUUUUUUAUAUUUUUUUUUUCAAAAUAUACAUACGUUGGAUUCAUGAAAUUCAUUCAAACCAAUGUUCGGGAGUGAGAGGUCAGUUUGUUGAAUGAAUUCUUUUGAAACAUAAUAUUUGGAUAAUGGUAUUUCAUUCUGUGUGAACAGAAAUGGAUGUGAAUUUUAGUCGUACCAUUAUUUUCAAUCGAGCGAUGCGAAAUUUGACACCUCGUGGCUUAAUACCUGUCGACGAAUUGAUGGACUCAAUCGUUUGACGAUCAAUAUUUAUGAUGGAUUAUUACUUUGGUCAACGAUCUCAAUGAAGUGGCUCAGAACUUUUUCCACUGAGAAAUUUUUUAAAGACGAUUUCUCCAUUUUUCUUUCAAAUCAAAAAAGUUGGGAACGAGUGCAGGGAAGAUUUUGGAGUUAUUCUUUUCCCCUCAUACAUUUUGUCUGAGAUAUGUUCAUUUAACUCUGAUGAAUCAACAUGAUUAAUAAUGAUGGCAAUGGUGUAAUGAAAUGAAACGAUUCGAUUAUUGUGAUUUAAUGGAGGAUUAACAUUUUUACAAAAAAAAAUAAUAAUAAUAUGGAGUAAUAGAGAUUUUGCUGUAGGGUAUCGAGUUGCACGUGAUGCGGGUGUAAUUAAAAAAAAAUUAUUUCACCCUCGACCGUCCCUCUUGCGAUGAAAAAAAUGAAAACAGCUGAAAGCUCGUGGAUAAUGGGCUUUUAUUGUCUGGUGAUGAAAUCGGAACGUUAACGACAUCCAAUAACCCAUGAAAAUAACAGCUCGUGAGUGGGAAGGAAAAUCCAAUUAUCGACAGUGUAAUACACAUUUAUCGUGCAAUAAUACUUGCGAGGUUGAUAUUUAGACGAUUAUUAUUGUUUCAUUAAUCGGGCAUAUGGACGGGUGAUAAUGACCCCUCGUAAUAAUCAGUUCUGUACAGAUAAGUUGAAAAUGUGCGACGACUAAAAUUUCACAGUCUUGAAAUAUUCACGCUCAUUCGUUUACGUAUUUAAUUCGAUGUUUUAAUUCUCUUGCUCGUGACAAUUGAAAUUAUUGACAAUAUCAACCCUUUGGUUAUCAUAUUGGAUCUUCGGCAAUUAUUCGAUUAUCGUGUGAAGAUAUUAUUAAUGAAUGCAGACUAAAACAACUUCGACAAUUUAACUUUGUACAUAAUGAAGUAUUUAACGGUCCAAGUACCAAGUUGGCCACUAUUAAUCGAUCCAAGUAUCUCCCUCGUAUUCUCGAUACCUGAUACUAUAUGUUACGUAGUUUUCGGGAGAGUAGUUCUCAUGGGUAUUCUCUCCACUUCCAGAAUAACCGAGGACAGUUCCUCGGGCAUUAUAAUUUGCGAUUGGAUACUCGUUCCACCAAUUAAUUAACAUUAACGCAAGCCCAUGUCUACAGUAUAAAAAAAAAAAACCUUCAACUUAGGAUAAAUUUUCUACUAAGCGAUGAGAGAGUGAACAAAAUUUCUCGAGUUAUAAAUCAUAAACGGAAGAGGGACGCCCGGACAUUUUGAGGAAUAAUUGACAUUUAUUUUUAUUCUGUUUCGGUGCAUCGAUGAUGAAAGACUGUUUUAUAACGAUGAAAAAAAAAAUUUGCGAAAUGUGGUAAAAAAAAAUGUGACGAAAGAAAAUUAUCGAAAAUGACAAAAAAAAAAAGAGAGAAUGUGAGAAAGUGGCUGAUGUGGGAGUUAUUAAGGAUUUAACAGAAAACAAAUUAUCGUUACAUUGUUGUAUGAAAUACCAUUUCCCACUUCUUCCCUCCUGUUCCUUUUAUUUUCAUUUUUAUAACGCUGAUAACUGCCUCUAUGAUAAUAACCGAUUUUGCCUUCUUAUUUGCCCAAUUCUUGCUUUCUCUUGAUUGAUCCCUCGGUAAAAAUAGCUUUAUAUUUCUUUUACCCCCACCCCCUCAUCCUCAAGCCUUUUAUAUAUAUUCUCCCAAAGAUGGUAGUGAUGAUUUUUUUUAUAUAUAAUUAUUAUAUCAAUCAGUUUAUUGAAUGUAAUAUUAUUUUUUAUUCAUGUGGUCAGACGAAGUAAAAAAAUGAUUAUCACAUCGCGCGGUAUAUUAUGAUUACGUCUUUAUUAUCAUUAUUAUUAUAGUUAAGGUCAAAUAUACGGACGAUUCGUAAUAAAAA